Molecule: messenger RNA, 685 nt
Organism: Rhagoletis zephyria (snowberry fruit fly)
Lineage: Eukaryota; Metazoa; Arthropoda; Insecta; Diptera; Tephritidae
Product: longitudinals lacking protein-like
Molecular function (GO): protein binding
Source: RefSeq, a predicted model, not a curated record
AGUUACCAAUUAAAAUCUGUUGAAUGUUACGAACCAUCUUCGGACUCUUGGACCGAGUGUGCGUCUAUGAACGAAGGCCAUAGUUUGCCUGGGAUAAUCAACGGCGCGCUGUGGAACUAGAGCAACAAAUCUGAAAAAUACUUUGAUUUUAAUAAAGCAGUUUUGAAUACGAGCAGAUAUGGCGACAGCUUUUACACGUCAACUUCUUCCCGAUGUGAAUGACAAUGACCUUUAUUUCAUUCAAAAUCAGAUGAAUAAAAUAUGCGAUUUCUACGAUGAGCAGGAUUUUAUAGAUGUUACAUUUCAAUUGCCUAACCCCACUACUAUGAUUCCAGCACACCGCUUGAUACUCGCAUCAGCAAGUCCUUACUUCAACGACCUUUUCAAAAGCGCCCAGGGCCUAGCUCCUGUUAUCGAGUUAAACAACGUAAAUAGUGACACCUUUGAGCGUUUAAUGACAUUUUGCUACACCGGCAAAACGCUCAUAACCAUAGACAAUGUGGAUGCAAUGUUGAAGGCGGCUAUGGUUUUGAAGUUAGAUGGGGCCGUUUUGAGUUGCGUUGACUAUAUUUCCGGGCAUAUAACUGAGUAUACGCUGCAGCGGGCAUAUUGCUUAGAGAAUGAAACUCAGUGUGUACCACUGUACGAGAAACUCUUUGAAUAUGUUUUAGAGAAUUUCAUGGAG